Molecule: messenger RNA, 147 nt
Organism: Penicillium coprophilum
Lineage: Eukaryota; Fungi; Ascomycota; Eurotiomycetes; Eurotiales; Aspergillaceae
Exons: 2
Coding region: 1-147 (48 amino acids)
Source: RefSeq, a predicted model, not a curated record
AUGACCUCGCACAUCGGACUUCGUCAGACAUGCCACUCGACCCGCCGCCGCUUAGCUGUCCCUCGCCGCGUUGACUGCGACGUGAUCGGUUGGCCAGGAGUUGAAGCGCUGAGAUGGCCCGUUUUCGGCCUUUUCCCAGCGACUUAG